Messenger RNA from Prorocentrum cordatum, 2142 nucleotides. The record is from the annotation of a GenBank genome assembly. NCBI's taxonomy places the organism in Eukaryota, Dinophyceae, Prorocentrales, Prorocentraceae.
AUGGCGCGCACGGGCGGCGGCGGCGGCCUGCCGGUGCUCGUCACGGGCGCCUGCGGCCACCUGGGAGGCCACGUCGUCCGCAGGCUGGCGGGCCGCGGGCAGCGCGUGCUGGCGACGGACCGGUCGGAGGCCCCCGCAGAUCCGCAGGCGGCUUGGGGGCCCGAGGCAGCCCGCCUCGUCGAGUUCGUGCAGGCAGACCUGACCGACGGCUCGGCGAUGCAGGACCUGGCGGCCAGAUGUGGCGACGCCGUGCACGUGGGCGCCAUCCCUGGGCCGACCCGGCACCUGCCACCCGGGGUGGACCCGGCCUGCCUGCAGAAGAGCGCCAUCGGGCUCGAGGACCUGCCUGGUCUGGAGCUGCUCCGGCUGAACCUUCUGGGCACCGGGCUGCUUUUCGAGGCGCUUGCUGCCAGGCGCGAUGGCCGCCGGGUGGUGUUCUCGUCGUCGCUAUUCUCAAUGGGUUACUCGCACGACCCCGCUGAUUUCCGGCCGCAGUACCUGCCGCUGGACGAGGACCACCCCAUGCAGCCUCUCGAGCAUUAUGGCCUGAGCAAGGCCAUGGGCGAGGAGAUGGCGCGCAUGUUGGCUCGCGUUGGCGCGGUGCCCAGCAACGACGAUUGCCGCGGCCCCGAAGCGAAGCGUCCGCGCACCAGCGACGCACGUGGCGUGGGACCCUCCUUCGUGUGCCUCCGCUUUUCGAACAUCGUCAAGGCUGAGAGGUGGGACAAGCUCCCAUGGCCGGCACCGGAGAAUGGGGUCACUCCACUUCUGUGGGCAUACUGCCACGAGUCCGACGUCAUCGACGCGCACCUGCUGGCACUUGACGUGCCGCGUGAGGCGCUGGCAUCGUCGUGCGAGAGCUUCCUCCUGGUCGCGGACGACACUCGCUACGACAAGCCCACGUCCGAGCUGAUCUCUCAGCAGUGGGACCGUCCGCCGCCUCUGCGGCGGGCGCUUCCGGACCACAGCUCCAUAGUCUCGAACGACAAGGCCAAGCAGGUGCUCGGCUUCAGGCCUCGCAGCGUGCGCCCGCUCGCGAGCAGCGCCGAUGCUCCGCAGACCGGCCCAGGCAGAGGCGACCGCUCGUGGCACACGUUCAGGGCGCCCAGUGGCUUUGUACUGAGCAGCGGGGAGAUUCUGGACGACGGCUUUCUGGCCUAUCAGACGUACGGGGAGCUGAACACGGACGGCUCCAAUGCGGUCCUGCACCCGACAUCUUUCGAUGCGGUACACUGGGAGCUGGAGUAUAACAUCGGCCCAGGUCGGCUGCUGGAUACCAGCAAGUAUUUCGUCAUCGUCAUUAACCUGUUGGGGAAUGGGGUGUCCAUGUCGCCCUCGACCUGCGAGGCCAGGGCGACAUUCCCUGCCAAAGGAACGUCAAUGAGCGACAACGUCCGCCUUCAAGCACUCCUCCUCGACAAGUUGGGGGUUGGGCCCCUGGCGCUCAUCUACGGCUACUCCAUGGGAGCCAUGCAGGCUCUGCACUGGGGCGUCAUGUACCCGGACCGCGUGCAGCGGAUCGCUGCGGUCUGCGGCUCCGCGAGGGCGAGCGACUACAACGUGGUAUUUCUCGACAGCCUGCGGGCUGCGCUGCUGGCCGACCCGCACUGCGUGGAGGGCGCCGACGGGCGCCUGCUGCUGACUGGCCCCUGCCAUCGGGGCCUGAAAACCUUCGGCAGAAUCUAUGCUGGCUGGGGUGUGCCCAUGGAGUUCUACCGGCAGGAGCUGUGGAGGAAGAGCUCCCGAGAUGGGCAACCCUUCGCCAGCCGUGAGGACUUCGUCGUGCGCUCCUACGAGGGCGGCUUCGCGAGCGCGAACCCGCUCAACCUGCUCGCGCAGCUGCACACGUGGGCCACCGCCGACGUCUCCAAGGCGCACGGCAUGGCGGCGGGGUGCACGCUGGCCGAGGCCCUCGGUCGCGUUAGGGCGCGGGUGUACCUCAUGCCCUGCACGACCGACGCGUACUUCACGGUCGCGGAGACCAAGGUGGAGGCGUCGUCGCUUCCCAACUGCAGGUUCUGGCCGCUGGAGUCCGACUGGGGGCACCGGGCAGGGGACCCCCACAGGCCUGGGCAGGAGGCCGACGCGGCCGCGCUGGCCUCGAGGGUGGCGGAGCUGCUGGCGGAGCCGACGCCCUGCUAG